Mercenaria mercenaria is the source of this 3040-nucleotide messenger RNA. RefSeq lists its product as uncharacterized. The transcript is spliced from 3 exons. The coding region runs from base 55 to 1011 and encodes 318 amino acids. Lineage: Eukaryota; Metazoa; Mollusca; Bivalvia; Venerida; Veneridae. The record is from RefSeq and is a predicted model, not a curated record.
GCAAUAGAAAAUAUUAUAUAUAUGAUAAGGGGUAACUUGUAGUAAUAACGGAUUAUGGGUAAAAUGACUUGUCUUACAAGAACUUCGUUUUGGAUGGCGGCAUUUUCACUAACAUUAAUGCUUAUAGCAUGGUUUAUGCCUCUGUGGCUAGGCAGACGCGAUGAACAGGGAUUCAAGCAUUACUUUGGAUUGUUUUAUCGUAUGUACUGUUCUGAUAACGGAUGUAUGACAUCAGCCGACGUAUUUAGCUCAAAGACUAUUCUGUUGGAUAGUGGAGAGUGGCACUUUGAUAUCGUUGUUAUACCGAUAUUAUCAACAUUAUCUCUAGUUUCAUGUGCCAUUGGAAUAUUGAUUUUAGAAUUUAUCGUCUGCGGCUGUGGAAAAGACUUUUCUCUACGACCACUUAUUGGUGCAUGCAUUUUUCUUUUUAUUUUAUCCGGAAUUCUUGGAGCUAUUGCAGUCUUUCUAUCAAUAGACGUAGCCCGAAUGUACAGCCAUCAAACAUCUACUGAUGCUUCAGAGUUCCCCUGGUCUGUUCUUGUCAUGGCUAUAGCUGUGUUGCUCGUGCUCUGGGCAGGAAUUUCAUACCUUUAUAUAACGUGCAGAUGGGCAAAAUUCCAUGACACUUUGAGAUAUAGAACGUUUUCAAGAGUCGACCAUAACAGGUAUACAAUUGAUAAACGCCAAAUGAGUGACAACACUAACAUACGGCGGUAUAGGAGACAUUUCAAUACAGGUGCUUCAGACAGUCCAGCUCUUUCAAGGUAUGGUGCCUCAACAUUUACAGAUCCUGCAUACGUUCGAAGUUCUGGCUAUAAUUCUUAUAACGGACUCCAUUCAAGCUUUAGCAAUGGAGGAUCAGCAUAUAGAGUGUCAGAUGGCUCAUAUUAUGGUGGUUUUAGAGUGCCAAGAAAAUCCAAAAGUCUUAACAAUCUUGACGAUUUGGAAGAGGACACUACUGGCAACAGACUGUACGGAGAAUCUACAAAACAGAUAUAUAAAAUAUUUUGAGAAAGCAAACAGCAUUAAUUUCUUUAGAUAAGUGGUUCCGAUAUAUAGAAUUAACGUGACAUAUGAAUUCUUUGAAUAUUUUCAACGGUUGACAAGAAUUGUGAUUAUUAAAAGAUAAACGUUUUACUUCAUUAGAAAGACAAAAACAAAAGCAAAAAAAGCAAGAAAAGAAAUAAAGGUCUAAAGUCCAACUGGAAAACCCAUAUUAGAAACUUAUUUGAAGUUAGUUGCAUAGUAACGCAUUCAACAAAGUAUGUUAUGCACAUUAAUUGUUAUACAAGUUAAAGCAUAGCAAAAGUUCCUUCUAGGGCACAUCUAUAUAAAUAUAUAAUGAUCAUCUUGUAAAAUUUUGGUUGCAAAAAAUGUCAAGUAGGUAUUUACGCUAGUUGUUUAACAUAAAUUGUUAAAUCCAACGACAAAUUAAAUCUGUGUCCACUUUCAGUAGAGUAAAUACGGCAAUAAGACUCCGUUAUGAUUCGAUGCCUGAAUUUGUUGCACAUAAUUAGAGGGUCGCAAUGGGGUUUGUUUUCACAUAUUAACCAUGCAUUUGAAGAUAAAGAUAAUAUUUAGUUGUUUACAUGUAAAUGUGCAGAUAUAUGUCUAUCUGUUUGUACAUAUGUUAUGUUCUUCAAAAAUGGAGGAAAUAAAAGAACCAGACAUAGUAAUAUGUAAUCCAUGGACGCGUUCAGUCAGAGAGUCUCCUCAGUUAGGAAAGAAUAGUUUUAACGUCAGAGGUUAUUUCUAAGGUCACGGAGUUUGACUGGCCAGAAUGUAAUGACAACAGCUUUCGAUAUCAGUAGCUCAGUCAAGUGUGACUUACCAAACUGUAAUAUUCCUUCUCAAGAGAAGGAACAAUAAACUGUGCUCAAAAGAUUCGGGCCAAUUAUCUCAGACAGAGAUAUUACCUCUCAUACUUCAUAGUGAACGUAUGAAGAAAAUAAUAUCAUGUUACUUGCCCUCUGACAGACUGUGUUAACCAACUUAUAUACUCUAGUUUUAUUAGUCGCCGGUAGAACAACUAUACUUGAUACGCUUUAGGAUUCUGCCACUGGUUUAGAGAAGUUAUUAAAAUGUGACAACGAAAAAAUGAUAUUGUAAAUAAAAGAAAUAUAAGACAGUUAAUGAAAUGCUUACAUAAAGGAAUUAGGAGCUGAAAACUGAAUAAGAUUUUUAUUAUUUCAAAAGAUAGCAUUUCUAGGACAAUAAGAAAAAUGUAUAAAGAACUUAUCCCUAUCCUAUUCUGCUCUAAAUAAUUAACGACUGCUAGAGAUUUCCAGCGAGCACUGAUUGGCUGAGUCUUUACCUGUGUCUACGUCACGCUGCGUGUAUUUAGAAUAUACUAUUGCAGACGGAAAAUAAAUCUACAUGAGCGCAUGUAAGACAAGGGAAGUAACACAGUCUAAGGGCAUAUUUUGUGACUGUCUCUUGUUUGUAAAAACACUUUUUACUUUAUUGUCAAACUAUGGGCCUUUCAUUAGAAGAUAUAUAAUAUAAUUUGUCGAAAUGUUUUGGUUACAAGAAAUCUUUUGCAUUCAUUAUUUGAAAAUGUGAAAAAAAUAUUUGCCGUCGUAGAUUUCCGUUCCGUGAGGAUGCUGGCGCAUGGGUUUCAGAACGAGGCUUAGCGAGUGUUUUGUAAACAAAGAAAAAAGAUUAAGAUGGUAAGAGGGUUUUGGGGUAACUUUCAUAAAGGAUCCGACAUUUUUCAGCGUUUCAACGGCAUGCAAUGCACCGCAAUAGCAGUUAUAGCUUUAUUAGCCUAUUUUUUACAAUCCAAUCUUCAAAAUAUUAGCUGACAGCUCUCCGGCGACUUGAUGCUCUGCAUCAAAUUUUACUUGUAUACUGAUAUCAUUACUUUUAUAUAUGAUCUUGACAUGUGUAUGUAUAUGUUUAUGUGGAUGAUAAACUAUGUUUAAUUCCAAAAUAUCUAAUAAAUAUUGUCUGUUGUCUAUAAAUUGGACUGAAUUUUGAACAAUACUAUAUUUUUGCUUGUAAUACGACACAAACAUAAAGGUGAUAUAGAAAUUCUAAA